AUGAGCAGGAUGCGAUGGAUCCCCCAGGAUGAUGAGCCUUUGCGGCCAGAGGAUGGCCGCCAGACAUGGCGGGGGACCUCGUCCGAGUGGAUACGCCUAAUUCUUCCAGAAUGGAAAAUAGGAAACGAAAGAAAAGCGAGUAAGACAGAAGACAGAGAAGCCAAGGCGUCGAACCACGCCGCCAGUGAUCGGACUUUCCUACGCUCGCUUGUUCACGAUCGUGGCUCCCCAUCGCACGACGAUCGUGGCACCUCCACACCCACCAGCCCAUCGCAUCCCAUCCAAGCCACCACAAACGGCCGAUCCCACCGGUUCGUCGGGCAUUUUGAUACCACCGGUCACGAUCAACCGUUGAUCAGGGGUAGCGGAGGGGAACCAACCCAACGGGAAGCCCACCGGGACGCAGCGACGGGUCCAGGGACACCCGGACACGUCCAUGUUUGCGUGCUUGGUUCGGACCACGUUGUACCACCUGUACGCAGUACGAGACACGCGAUACCACCGAGACCUCAACGCACAGAUCACGUUGUGGCUGAUCGCGCCUUCUGGGAAAUUUGGGAAAUUUGGGAAAUUUGGAUUGUCUCAGCGCUGCACGCGGUGAUUCGCCGGGCGAAUUGCCUGUUCCUGAAAACCCAGCCUGGUGGAGAGGCCGCUAAACUCCCUCGGGAUGAGGCCAGAGAGGAUACUCAUCUCCCCCAGCGCAUCCCCGGACAUCAUGGUCUCAUUGGCCCAUUUGUUCAUGGGACGUGCUUCCCCUUUCGCACCUGUUUACCGUCUUCGCUUCUCGCUGGGCGCCGGGCGCUGAGCGGCCCAACUUCCCAGCGCACCCCAUUUUCCGACCGGCCCCGCCACUAUUGA
Molecule: messenger RNA, 858 nt
Organism: Penicillium canariense
Lineage: Eukaryota; Fungi; Ascomycota; Eurotiomycetes; Eurotiales; Aspergillaceae
Exons: 2
Coding region: 1-858 (285 amino acids)
Source: RefSeq, a predicted model, not a curated record